UGUGGUUUGUGGACAGUGGCUGUCCGAAUCAUAUGACAGGCACCAAAUCCUUGUUCAAGGUGCUUGAUGAGUCACAAAAGAUAAAUGUGCAACUUGGGAACAAAAGGGAGAUGCAAGUUGAAGGAAAAGGCAUAGUGAAAUUUUUUACUAGCCAUAGAGAAGGAAAAAUUUAUGACAAUGUUCAAUUUGUUCUUGAUUUAGGAUACAAUUUAUUGAGUGUUGGACAACUAAUGGCUGGUGGAUAUUCUGUCAUAUUUGAUGAUGAUGCAUGUAUCAUCAAAAACAAAAAGUCAGGCAAACAAGUCCAUGUCCACAUGACUCCAAACAAGAUGUUUCAAACACGGAGAACUUUGUUCUUGUUGCAAGUGCAAAGGAUGACAAGAAGCUAUGACAUUUGAGGAAUUCUAAUCAAAGCGUUGAUGGCAAAGACGAGAAACAAGAACAUACAAGCCAAGCUGGUAUUUCUUGGGGAUAUGGGAGCUGGGAAAACAAGCUUGGUAUCGAGAUUUGUCAGAGGCCAAUUUUCCGAUUUCCAGGAAUCGACAAUCGGAGCAGCCUUCUUCACUCAGGUAUUGUCACUAAAUGAAGCCACCAUAAAGUUAGAUAUAUGGGACACCGCAGGUCAGGAGAGAUACCACAGCUUGGCUCCUAUGUACUACCGUGGCGCAGCCGCUGCUGUUGUGGUCUAUGAUUUGACUAGCUCGGAGUCAUUUGAGCGUGCCAAAAAAUGGGUUCAAGAACUGCAAAGACAAGGAAAUCCAAAUCUGAUAAAGUUCUUGGUAGCAAACAAGGUUGACUUGGAAGAAAAGAGAAAAGUGGGAAAUGAGGAAGGUGAGCUAUAUGCCAAAGAAAAUGGCUUGAAUUUCCUUGAAACAUCUGCAAAGACUGCACACAACGUCAAUGAGCUUUUCUAUGAAAUAGCGAAGAAGUUGGCAAAAGCUGCUCCGUCUCGGCAUACUGGAAUGAAGUUGCAUAGCAGACCGCAAGAAACGGGAAGAAGAUUCUUCUGUUGCUCCUGAUCCAAGGCUAGCUGUAUAACUUGUAUGUAAUUUGUGUCAUUGACAUCUGUGUUCUGAGACUGAGCAUUCGGUUUUCAUAUGAAUAAAACCUGGCUGUUAUGUUGAGUUAA
This is a messenger RNA of Gossypium raimondii (Peruvian cotton), 1129 nucleotides long. Its product is annotated as ras-related protein Rab5-like. NCBI's taxonomy places the organism in Eukaryota, Viridiplantae, Streptophyta, Magnoliopsida, Malvales, Malvaceae. The record is from RefSeq and is a predicted model, not a curated record. The transcript has 8 exons. Bases 420 to 1019 code for a protein of 199 amino acids. Gene Ontology annotation, molecular function: GTPase activity; GTP binding.